GCCUGAGGAGGCAUCAUGUAUCUGGGCCACACAAUACUCGCUGCAGGCGCAUUGUUGCUGCGCACCGGCAGGCCUGUGUGCGCCACAGGCACGAGGCCUGUCUUUCUGUCGGGACGGCUCACCAUGCACCUCGCCCAGCUCAACCGCGAGUGUCUCCUCCACCUUUUCUCCUUCUUGGACAAGGACAGCCGGAGGAGUUUGUCCCUUACCUGUCAGCAGCUGCGGGAGGUCUUCCUGGACCCCCGCCUCUGGACUCUGCUGCACUUCAGCUCCCCGAGUCAGCUGACCAGGGACAACUUCGUGCUGGGCCACUCUCUGCGCUACCUGGCGGUGCGCUGGUACUCCAGCAGGGUCCUGCAGGUGUGCAACAUCGAGGACUGGUUGAAGAGCUCCUUUCAGAGGGACAUCUGCAGUAAACAUGAGGGCCUGGUCAGCACCUUCCUGGCUCAUGUCUGCCAUAUGUGUCCCAACCUGCUCUGGCUGGCCCUGUCUGGCUGCGGACACAUCACUGACCAGGAUGUGAUCUCUGUGCUGCAGAGCUGCAGGAAGCUGCGCCGCCUCCACCUGGAAAACUGCGUUCGCAUCACAGACCGCAGCCUGGAGGGUGUGGCGGCUCAUGGAGGCAGACUGGAGGAGGUGACGGUAGACUUCUGCAGGAACAUCACUCAGGCAGGGCUGCAGGCUGUCAGGGAGAGGAGGCCGGGCAUCCGGCUGAGCGCAGAGAGGAGCGCUGAUAUGAUCCCAGACAGCAAGCCAGAGGAUAGGGGGCCAAUCAGGAGGACACUGCAGAAACUCCUGCAGGUCGCCUGAAGGAAAUGAUGGACCAAAGAUGACAAUUUCUGUAACUUUUGGGCUUAUUUAAAGACUUGACUGAGAUGGUUUUGUUCUGAUUUAUACCCAUAUUUAAGGUUUGGGGUUUUUUUUUUACCCUUUUUUUUAUACUUUUUAUACAACUCAUGCUGAAUAUGAGUCUUACAGUGACAGUGCUUUUUAAUGUCUCUGUUCCAUGAAUUCCUGACAAUCAAGUCUUAUACUGCAUAGACAGGUGGCCUAAUCAAUCAUUGUCAGUUGAAAUGGUGCAAUUUUAUGAUUCCAUUCUUAAAGGAAAAGUUUUUUUCAUUUUCGUAAAUAUUCUUCUUCACCUUCUUGCUGAGCGUUAGAUCAGACUGUAAUUACUAAAAUCACAUCUAUAUGGUUGAUGUAAGACUGGAUGUUUCCCCUUGAAAAAAGGCCAUGAGCAACUGUCAUAGGUGACAAGAAAAAGGUUUUGUUUUUUUCUUUAAAGAGGACAAUUUAAAUAAUUAAUUUAAAUAAUUUAAUUUUAACUCAUUUCCUGCUUAUUUUGGGUCUGUGUCUUCUUAGGUUGCUCAUUGCUUUCUAUCCAUAUUUUUUGAAAGAAGUCACACCGGUUUGCUCAGGUUUUAAAGGUUUAAGAUACCUGGAUCCAGCAUUAGAGGUGUGACCCUUUUCAUUCCUAUGAGAGUUGCUCAGUGGUGCAUGAAGCCAAAAAGAAAAAUCUCUAUUUCCAUUGUUUUUGUAGGAGUUGUAAUGUUCAAAAAAAUGAAUCCAGUGAUUUACAAACAUUUUUUUUCCCCAUUGUAAGCGUUUGGGAAAAUGCCUUUUUGGCUGGCUGCAUAAACCCCACCUAGUCAACGUUAAUAGUGCACGUCAGACACAUUUUUCCCAAGAUGGUUUCUGAUAUUUUAGGUACUUCCUACAAGCUGAUGAAUGUUGGAGUGUUUUCAGAUAAGUUUGGAUUUAAUAAGUGAUUUGUUGCUAUACAAAGGGGGUGUGACGUCAUGAUUGACAGCUUUGUUAUUUUGCUCAUAAUUAAGUAGGUCACUGUAUACUAGAACUUGAUACUGUGGUUCCAUUUUCUGAUCACUACUGCGCAGACUCUGACUCCAAAUGAUGUAACUAGUGCAAGAUUGCAGCACCUGCAUCUGGCAUAUUUUCAUUUUGGCUGCAAUUUUGUACAAGAGAGGAAGUAGAGAUGCACUGUCCAUGUUUUUCUCUCUGUGUCUAUGGUUUAGAUGAGAGAGUGCAAUAACAGAAGGCAAAGAAGCAUAUUUCCCAAAAUGUCAAACUAUUCCUUUAAUAGCAUUAAGUUUUAAUUAACACAUUGCACUCCUCCCCUAGAGGAGCUAUACACACCUGUACAGUACAAUAAGCAAAAGGCGCGUGGUUGCUGUGUUUGCUGUGUCUCUGUCAUGAUAAGACAUGUCAGAGCUGGAAGAAUGGGUUUCUCUGAGGGCAACAUGGCCCUGUGCCUGUGAUUGGAAACAUGUUAUAUAAGACUGUCAGACAUAUGAAACUGGGUUGAUUAGGGGAGUGUGUUGGUCUGUAAAGGCAAUGUGACAAAAUGUAUUACAGGCUGUUGCUGCAGGGGGCUCCUGGUCCUCUGAGCGCAUCUCUGAAGAAUGACCACAGAUUUUCACACAAGGUGGAUUUAAUGAAAAACAAGCUUUUCUCAAUCCCACCAGGAUGUGUGCUCAGAUAUUGUUGUUAAGCUGGAUGUAGCAAAUUUUCAGUUUCCGUUUGAAACAUCAUAAUACUGUGUUUUUUUCUGUUGACUGUGUUUUUUGCUCAGCAUUUGGGGAUUUUCCAUCGCUCUGUGAUGGACAAUAAAGUUUCCAAAUGUAA
Plectropomus leopardus (leopard coralgrouper) is the source of this 2643-nucleotide messenger RNA. It is a transcript of the gene fbxl22, whose product is annotated as F-box and leucine-rich repeat protein 22. Lineage: Eukaryota; Metazoa; Chordata; Actinopteri; Perciformes; Serranidae. Gene Ontology annotation, molecular function: protein binding. Gene Ontology annotation, cellular component: cytoplasm. The record is from RefSeq and is a predicted model, not a curated record.